AUGGCAAUUUUCGACACCGAAAAGCGCACGCGCGGCCUGCGUGUGCCCUCUCUGGCAGCCUUGAAAUCUUCGAAAUCGCAAUCCGCGCAGAACAAGAAAGCGACCGAGUCUGCGCCAUCCGACGAGUCAACAACUCCCAAUCCGGCAUUCUCUGCCCCGCCACUACCCAAGCCGGCGCCGCCGCCGAACAAGGAACUCCCGUCUCCCCCGAAAGAGGAAAUUAUAGCACCGCCGCGAACAUCGUCCAACAACCCAUACUUCCCCCCGGUGCCCUCAUCCCGAGAUACGAUCCCAGAACGUCGCCCAAUUGAACGGGUCCCAGUUCCGGUCCCGUCUGCGUCCUCUCGGACAACAGGAAUGCGGAGCAAGAAAUCAUACCCUGAUCUUCACGCAGAACAGCAGCCAGUGGCCUUCUCUCCUCUGCCCCCCGUUCUGGCUCUGGCUCCGGUUCAGCCUCCAGCCCCAGUCGAUGGGGCCAAUUCCCCGCCGCUGGAGGAUUUCAUCCCGACCCCGGAUAGUGCAGAACCGCCACUGUCAGUAUUAGAACUGCCACGCGAGGAGCUGGCCCUCUCGCCCUUUGUACCCCCAGAGGUUGAACCGGUAGCGCCGACAUUGAACAAGAUCCAUCUCACAUGCUACCAGCAGCACCGGGCAAUGCCCGUGGCUCAGAACACAUGGUGUCCAAUGCCGUGCAUGACCUGUCUGAAGUUUGACAUGGAAAUCCGGCAUCGCUGCGUGUUUUGUUGCCUGCGAAUCUGUGAAGAGUGUUUCCAGACGCUGCAGAAAUGCAAAAACCGCUCUGUGGAGGAGCUGGUGGAUCGCAUCCCCGCUUGA
Molecule: messenger RNA, 834 nt
Organism: Penicillium paradoxum
Lineage: Eukaryota; Fungi; Ascomycota; Eurotiomycetes; Eurotiales; Aspergillaceae
Exons: 1
Coding region: 1-834 (277 amino acids)
Source: RefSeq, a predicted model, not a curated record